This is a messenger RNA of Fusarium proliferatum ET1, 1179 nucleotides long. RefSeq lists its product as uncharacterized. The record is from RefSeq and is a predicted model, not a curated record. The transcript is spliced from 2 exons. Bases 1 to 1179 code for a protein of 392 amino acids. NCBI's taxonomy places the organism in Eukaryota, Fungi, Ascomycota, Sordariomycetes, Hypocreales, Nectriaceae.
AUGACAACCGUCAAACACAAAUCCAAUGGCGCGUCAGCCGUCGUGGUCUCCGAAUAUAAAACGGGGUCUGGCACCCUCUCCAGCAACAGCUUCUGGUGUGAGCCGUGCAAGAGAAUCUUCAGAACCUGGCAGCAGCUUCACGACCACAAGGAAAAGAUGAGCGCUCAAGGCAAGCCUAAGCAUAUCCACUGCCAGUUCUGCAGUCUUGACUUUCACACCGAAGCCGCCAAAAUCACCCACAUCCAGCAGGAUCACCCCCAGGAACAAAACCUCUAUUGCACAGGAUGUGGAAAGGGCCCCUUCGUUCGAGUCGGUGGACUCGUAACUCACGUCGAGAAAGAGUGUCUCAUCCUCAGUACCAAGACUAUUGAGGCCAUGCGUGAGGAGAAGAUGGGAUUUUCCCAGGCCCUCACUGCUCUGACCCAAGAGCCUCUCAAGAACAACUACGGAAAGUACAUGCCCGAGAAUGCGGACAAGGGUCUUCCUGAUGCUACCUGGGAGUCAACCGGAAGCAUUCCUGCUCCCUUUACUAUUGAGCAGAGUCAGUUCCCCAGCCUUGGCGAAUCUAGUUCUACCGCGCUCCAGCCCGUCAAGGAGAAGAAAGAGAACAGCUGGAACCAGGGUAAAAAUCUGUUCCCGGAUGCUCCUGCAGCUCAGCGCCCUACUCAAGAGCAGCUCAAGCAAGUCACUGCUCCCAGCGCCAGAACUGCUUAUGAGCUCAUGAGCGAGUUCGACCCCAAACAUCCCAACUUCAACGUGGGACGGUUUUACUCCGAGUACACCCAAAAGUUCAACUGUCGCUUGGGGAGAUGCGGCAAAGCCUUCAAGACAGCGAAGGGACUCAUCGCCCACCUCACCUCUGAGGCUCACUCUACGAGCAAGUACCGCUGCCCCUACUGUCUCAACACGUUUGGAUCACUUGCUUCGAUCACCCAGCAUGUUGAGUCCAACAGCAGCAAGUGCCACAUCCGAGAGUCGGAGCAGUUCAAUGCCUACAUGGACCAGCUUCUCGCCAGCUUGGUUGAUGUCAAGGAGAGACACCCAGAUGGUACCGUUCGCUAUGAGACGUCAAAGACUUUUGGCAAAGGUCCUAGCCCUGGCUCAGACCUCGUUCAGCAGAAGGAAAACCCCAAGGUCAACGGAGGAGACCCCUACGCGGGAAAGAAGAUUCAUUGGUAG